GGGGGGUCUGUGACUCAUGACACGCCGAUAUGCCUGUGUUGUUGUCAUUACCCGCCUGGGGCGUCAUCCCGGCUAAUUUUCGUGGACUCCAGCUCAGCCAGUGGUUGCGCCAACAGCCUCAUGAGGCCGUCUGGACCGAUGAUGAAUGAUGAAAUAUUGGAUCUCGCCCAUCGUAUGACGCUGGCCACAGCGCAUCUCGUCAGCGCUUUUUGAUAUCAUCAGCGCCUAUGAUCGGCUGAAUCCAUCACACCCGCAACGCUGGAAUCCCUUUCAUUUGACGGUGUUGUACCUCCCUACAAAUCCUGACUUAUCUCAGUAUCCAACCAUUCACGGAAGACGGUCGAUCAACUGGUCUGGACCGACAGUCUUGAUGUUCUAUCGAACAGUCUUUCCCCGGGUAUGCCCCGGACAUGGGGAAGCGACCAAAAAAAUGCAAACACCCCGUCGCAAGCAUUCCUCGGAAGGCGUCAUCACCUCAUUCCAUUAUCAUCAUCACUCCCCCAAAUGUUAUCAUUGUGCCCCGUCUUCUUGUCUUGGUUUUUCUUGUGUAUAAUUUUCCUUUCUUCCCUUUUCUUUUUCUUUUCUUUUUAAUUUUUAAUUUACGAUUUUCUUAAAAAAGAAUUACUUUCAAUUCCAUUUUUAUAUAUGGCAAUGUUUUUUUGAUUCUUCCCGUAGUGUAAAUCCCAUUGGGGAAGAAGUCCAUUUGACCAGGUCAGCCUCGAGGUACUGUGUGGUACCCUCAUAUGACAAAGUGACUUUGUCACAUGGGGAUCCCUACGAAGAUGAAGUUGAUAGAUUCUUAUUAUUCAAUUUCAUUCCGCAAUCCAAUCCACCGCGCUUGGUUAACGGAGCAUCCUCUGCGAUCUUCCGCGAUAGCCGGCUCGGAAGUCCUGUUACGGAUUGCUCAUUUUUUACCCCGUUACCUUACAAGUCAAAAAUACGGGGCACGCACUUCUCCAGACCACACAAGCCACUUCUGCAGUUCCAGUUUCUACUCCGUAAAUCCC
Messenger RNA from Aspergillus pseudonomiae, 1007 nucleotides. RefSeq lists its product as uncharacterized. Lineage: Eukaryota; Fungi; Ascomycota; Eurotiomycetes; Eurotiales; Aspergillaceae. The coding region runs from base 411 to 614 and encodes 67 amino acids. The record is from RefSeq and is a predicted model, not a curated record. The transcript has a single exon.